GGGGCGGGGCUCGUGGUAAACGGGGCGGGGCUUGAGAGCCCGGGCGACAAUGGCGGGCCAGUUCGAUCCCGUGCAGCGCGAGAUCCACCAGGACUGGGCGAAUCGCGAGUACAUCGAAGUGAUCUCCAGCAGCAUCAAAAAGAUCGCCGACUUCCUCAACUCGUUCGACAUGUCGUGCCGUGCCCGUCUCGCCGUGCUGAACGAGAAGUUGACGUCACUCGAGCGGCGUGUGGAGUACAUCGAGGCUCGGGUGACCAAGGGGGAGACGUUGACUUAGCAGACCUUCCCCACGUGUCACCGUCACCACACGGAUCCUCAUCGUCCCAUCUGCCCUCUGCGCGGAGCCCCUCCUUCUUCCUCCGCGUCCGUUUCCUCCCCCACCGCGCGCCGAUAACACUACUACUCACCACUACUCACCACUACCCACCACUAACCACCACUGCUCACCGCUCGCUGCCCUUCACCAUUGCCUUAAACACGAAGCCUUGCCUGCGAGCUGGGAGCAUGUCCAUGUCCGCCAUGGCACGCACCGCGGGUCUCUUUGGGCGCCAGUCAUCAAUUUUGAUGUCGCUCCUUAAAGCUCGCUGUGCGCGCCUCGACUCGCGGUUUUAAAGAAUCGCACGUUUGACAUGCGUGUAUGUUGCACGUAAUGGGUUUGUGUGACCCCUGCAGCCACAAGAGGCCAGUACAUUCACUAUAGUGUAAACAAACUAAUUAUGGUUGAUUCAGAUGUAUUAUCUGAAUCCUGAGGACUUGUCGGAUUGCAGGGCGGUGAACUGUUACACCCCUAGCAUGUCUAGGUGUUGGGGUCCAUUGCUCCUGCUGGUGUGUCCCUGGGGGCCUCUCAUGACACACAGAGGCCACCUGUUGUUGAGUUUGCCUGCGUCCCAUGCCCGAUGUGGCAAUUUUUGUACAUUGAGCGUUUGUUAUUUUUAUUCCACUGCCUUCCCAUGUUGGGUUACAACGGCGCUGCUGCAUCACCAUGAGACGGACAAAUCUUCGUUUCAAAAUCUUCAGCGAGCAGCGCACCACCUCGUGUCACAACAACCCUGGAAGUUGAUGUCACAGAUUACUUAUUAAUACAAACUUCAGAUGAACUUUUUUCAAUACGCCGUGCAAUGAGUGUUCCGUCAAACCUGUCAGAGCCUGGAUUUUGCCAAAUUUAGUUGAAAACUCCCAAAUUGUAUUUGAUGGUUUCUUGUGAAGUCAUUGGUGACCAGGCCCGAGACAAGUCACUGCUCACUACUGUGUGCAAGUUCCCCUUCCAAAUACUUGUACCCCCUUGUGUUUUUUUGUAACAUUGUAAACUUUCUUUGCGUGGGAGUCUAUAUCUGUCCUUUUUUUUACCAAGACUGAACCACUAACCCCUACCCCGAGGGUACAACCGCCCUCCGAUCCACCCGGCCACGUUAAUUGCCCAUGCCGCACGUGAGUCCGUGUCAGGUUUUCUUUGCACGCGUGUGGUGGAGCUGUAUGGGGAUGAUUGGAGGGCUUUGCCGAGGGUAGCAUUUAAAUGUUAACUUUGCGUUCGAAAUUAUUGACAAAUAGUCGCCCGUCUAUGAUAGGAUCCGCGAUAUCGGUUCCUCCGUACCACAGUGGAAAAGAGGAGUUGUGUAAAACACGCUGACUCGAUUGGCGCCAGCCGGGAGCAACGCCACCUACUCCCCCUCCGCCCCCUUUGCCCCACGCUCAUCACCGCGGGUUCUCAAGGUGUCCCCCCCCCCCCGUGUCACGAAUAAACGUCGCAUCCUUG
This is a messenger RNA of Petromyzon marinus (sea lamprey), 1753 nucleotides long. Its product is annotated as putative protein BRICK1. Gene Ontology annotation, molecular function: protein-containing complex binding. The record is from RefSeq and is a predicted model, not a curated record. Lineage: Eukaryota; Metazoa; Chordata; Hyperoartia; Petromyzontiformes; Petromyzontidae. Gene Ontology annotation, biological process: actin filament organization; regulation of actin polymerization or depolymerization; cell motility. Gene Ontology annotation, cellular component: SCAR complex.